Messenger RNA from Porites lobata, 7653 nucleotides. NCBI's taxonomy places the organism in Eukaryota, Metazoa, Cnidaria, Anthozoa, Scleractinia, Poritidae. The record is from the annotation of a GenBank genome assembly.
AUGAAUCGGACUCUUCCAUUUGAACAAGGAUUCUUGCCAUUGUUAAAUCUAGAUUUCCUUCGUUUAACGAAACUGUUCUGUACGCCUCCAGACAGCAGAAUAGUUUUAAAUUUAAGUCCUUGUCAAACAUUAGACAGUAAAGCAGUGUACACCCUUAAAUCAAAGUCAACAAACAAUUUGUACAUUAUGUUGUCCGCUCCAGCACCUGACAGGCCUCCACCAGAUGGUGACGAGGAGGAGGAAGAUGAGCACGAAAGUGAGGUGAGGUUUUUCUUUCCUUUGUAAUAUCUGUAGUCCAAACUGCUAUUUUUUCGUCAUUAAUGAUCUGAUAUUACCACUAUAAGUUAAAGUUUUGAACAGUCACAGUUGUAUUUACAAGGAACCAAAGAAACAAAUGUAGUGUCAGUAAGCACAUUUUCUGUGACUAGUCCCGUAAUAAAUCACUUUAUUGUUUCAGUUGGUAGAUUGCGCAACCAGAGAUGGCGGCCUACUGCCCUUUUCGGCUUCUACGCCACGCUCAUCGCAGUCUUCAGAAACAUGCGACAGACAGGUGAUUUACUUAUUGUUAUUGUUUUUUUUUCAUAUUUUGUUAUUUUGUGUUUUGUAUUUUUCACUUGCAAUUUGAAUGUCGUGUUUGAAUAUGAAGGUCAGAUCGUAAAGUAGCAAAUCACAACUUUAUACAUGCAUCGCAACUUUGUACUUCCUUGCUAUCACUGCACGGAUACUGCAUGAAAAUGUCUAGGUAUCGUGUAUGUGCCGUUUGUGUGGGUUUCAGUUUUUUGAAGAUUGGCGAUUUUUUUGUGUUUUACGAGAACUACUUUUUUGCGAUUAUGACAGAUUUGUUCUUAUUUUUGGAGGUUAAUUUUUGCACGUUUUCAGAAGGCCCUUUAUAAUUCUUGGAAUUUUUCCUUUUUAAUUUAGUACCUGCAAAGUGAAAUACUACGCAAUAGUACUGUGUGCGUACCCUGUGUAAAUCUAGUGAAACAGCUAAUACACGAUUUCUCAGUACAGUGGAAGUCCACAGUACAAGCUAAGUAAUCAAUCACAGUAACUUUAUUUUUUUGUUAGAAUUUUUAAUUUUCUUACUUUUUUCUUAACUCCCAGUUUCGAAGAACAUAUCUGCGCUCUGUUGCGUCAACAAGUGGUUCGGCACAAAAUCAAGUAGAAGACAUUGAAGGAGAAGUUUCCAAUGAUGACGAUAGCUGUAUCGCUAAGGUGCAGUUUCAUAAUUAUGUUAUCUUUAGCGAUUACAUAAGUUAACACAAAUGAGUUACCUAUGAGCGUUUAAACAGAUGGUGACAAAAGGGGUACGGGGAUGUGGUAUGAACUGGUCAGUCAAAGAGUCUAAAGUAACUUUCUAAGUCACUACCCAAAAUGUUUGCUUAAGAGUCACUUCUCGAAUAAGCGCCGUUCAUAAAUAAGCUCUAAUUUGGAUAUUUACAAAUUAGCGCCCCACCUUCGUUACGGCGCAUGAUAUAAAGAGAUAUCAAAACCAUAUCACUUGAGAAAUAAGACCUCAACCAACUCGUGAGAUCAAAAGUUUUGAUGCCCGAGGGAAACUCUUGAAAUCGGGUUCAUAUCUCUCUUCAAGAUUUACAUAGUUAUUAUACAAAAUUGCGAACAGCUAGUAGGCCCCUCAAUUAAUUAUCUCUAUAUUCCUAUCAGUGUUUUCCCCUUAGUUGAAAUAAGCGUCGCCCUCGUAUAAGCUCCGCACCUAUAACAGGGAGAAUGAAAUAGGCACCGCGUUGUUUAAUCGAUCAUUUACGGUGACCUGUGACCUGUAAUAAUUUUUUGUGUGUGUGAUACGACUUUCCGUUGUCUUUUGAGUCACUUAAAACCGACUACGGUUGUCACUCAUUAAAAUUUUUUUAUUGUAUUAAAGCUUUUUCCACAUUGUUUUAAAACUUUUUUUGCAGCCUUUUUGUGGUCAUGAUGAUGUGCAAUUAAAAAACAGUGACAAUUACAAAGGAAUAGGUAAUUCCCCCACAUGUAAAACCCCAAGGCCCGGUUGAGACGUCGAUCUUUUCAUGAGCCGAGCCUAAUACAUUGAAUUAAGCACAUGAAAGGUUCGGCGACUGAAUCAAUUAGGAAUGCCUUUUUUAAUUUGGAACGGCUAAGCUGGCCGGAAUUUCGACUGUGGAGCGACUUUGGUACAGCAAACUUUUCCGUGCACUGAACCUAAUGCAUAAAUUAGCAGUUCGACCAAAAUAAGCAUUUUCCCCCUUUUCAAUUUAGUUCGGCUGGAAUUAAGAUGGGCGUCAAUUUGAGUCAAUUCAGGCGGUCUAAAUAGUGUGGGUCGGCCUUGAUUUGAAUAAGGUUCCGCUCAUGAAAAGUUCAGGCCCAAGACGGGAAUAGGUCAAUCGAAUUGGUAUGAACUCCACACUCUCAAUCAUCAGUGGGUUAUUUAUUUUAUUCUAUAAAUUAUUAUUCUAUUAUAUAAAAUAUAAGAUAUUCAAACAUUUCCUUGUCAGUUGUAAAUAUGUUACAGGAAGAGAGCCAGAGAGGAUAACAAUUCAUUAUUAUGUAACACCAAUGAAACACCGGCGGAAUUUUCGCCGUGAAUUUUUGCUGUGGCUGCAUAAUAAUUUAUUAAUCGCUCCUUUUGCAGCAAAAAACUAUUGAAGUGAAAUCCGGUGGAUAACGCCAGGACAGUGAAAUAGUUUAAUCCGCAACUGUAAAUACCGAUAAGAUACCUAGAUUUUAUCCCUGGAGAUAAAAAGGCCAAUAUGUGUGUGCGUGCAAUUUAUACGGCAGGUUUCUACAACCCAGAUGGAAAGUACUGCAGUAUUACAGCAUCCCUCAGUCUUAUGCAAUAUAUCAAACCUUUCACCGAAUUAGUGGCAUCAAGAAGGGGGGAAAUUGGGAAGAACCUUAACGAGGUAAAAAUGUUUUCUUAGCUUAACACAACGAACUCUCUUUUCUGGUCUGAACAGAAUUUUUUUGUCAAAAGGCCACACUGAUUCGAGGCAGCGAAGGUCCAAUUCGGUUCGUAGCCGCCAAAAGUUAGAUGGCUGUACGAAUAAAUACAUAAGUGAUCAAGGUUUUGUUUUUUAUUCUAUCAGAAAGUAAUGUAGUCCCACAAGGUUUACCACAUAAGAAUGCUGCAGCCCCUGAGGUUGUAACACUGUCUCGUUAAUACGACCCAGUUUUGAUGGACCAUUUUCAGUUACUGCCUGAUAUAUUUAGAUACCCUACUUUGAGGCAAAUUAGACGAGGUGUCAAGGCCAGGGGGAACCGUACAUUCUCCCUUCAUGCCAAAGGCUGUUACUUUGUAAAACUGGAAUGUGUAUUUUUUUUUCAAAUCAAUUAAACUGUGUUUUCAAUGAUGUUCUUUACGUUCUUCAUUUAGUAUGACUCGUUAGUAAUACAUUGAUCGUUUGUUUUUGAUCCCUAAGAUAUAUCAACUAAGGGGACUUAAAGACAAACGUAUCCUGAAGCUUCUUGAUAGAUUGAGAGUUCAUCUAUGCCUUCCAGUCGAUGAAGAUAUUGAUGCCAACGAGUUCAUGCACAAACUUUUGGAAAAAAUGUUACAAGAUAAAGUACAAUUAUUAUUAAAAGAAGAUUGCUGCAAGUAAUUUGCCAAUAAUCCCAAAGCUGCUCAUCUCUAGGUCUCUGCGAAAUAAAAGUUAGUUAUGUAUUAGUUGUGCAGGUUUUGCUACGGGGGAAAGCCAGGGCCAUCUAUCCCCUUAUAAACAAGCGAUGACCGUCAAAUGCAAAGUAUUGCAAUAUUCAAACUUAUCUGGUGUCGUGCUUUUGAUGUAUUUCAACGGUGGUUUUUAAAACUUGUAGAUACCUAAGGACAAAAUUUUUCCGAGCACAAGGAAGUAUAAGAGUUAAUUUUUUGUUUCAUUUCAGGAUGUCCCACAACGGAUCUUUUGCAGCACGAGGAAAGAAAAGCUUGCCCUCAAUUCUUCGGGCACGCAUGAAAUACUGCUGCAGUGUUUCAAUGAUAAAGGUACGCACUAUGGUCUGUAGAGCUUUUCACUGUCUGUCUUUCCUAUACAGCGGAAUUCCCAUUGAUAUGACCACUAAUUAUAAAGGGCCAAAAAAAAAAAUAAUAAUUUCAUGACUUGAGGUCUGUAAUGAAAUAAACACAAGGAAUACACCGUACCGCUCUCUAAUAAACAGCCGGAGUGUAGAGAUAGUUACUGACAAUAAUUGAAAAACCCUUUUUAAAAUUUGCCACAAGUGCAUUUUAAGUGUUGUUUAUAUAAUUUUACAUUUCCUAUCCAUUGUUAUUUUCUAAAUCUCAAACGAGUGGCCGUAUUAAUGGCUGAAAUCAGUUAUAAGGGAUUCUACUGCUAGGGAUUAUAAAAUGUGGCCGUUGGCCGUAUUGACAGGUGACCGCUUUAACGGUUUUUUUCUGAGGAAAUGUAUGGCCGGUUGGAUCUGUUUUCCCGAGCGGAAAAAAACUUCCAUAUGCUUCCCACAAUAACAAGGUCACGGUAUUAUUGAGGUGUUCGUUUUGAUGGUCUCUGUAGCUAGCGACUUCUCAGUCAAUAGUUCAUCCAAAUAUCCACGCAAAUAAUGACAGUUAUUAACCUGUUUCUUAGGAAAUGGUGGUGAUGAUCUUGAUGAGGGUAACUCCCCUACAACUUUGCUCAGCCUUCCAACCACAGCAACUAAUGGAGUAAUGUCACUAAGCGACUUACUCUACACCAAAUUAAAUGAAACGUGCAUGCCUGUACCAUUUAGUGAGUGGGAAAGUGAUUGGAAGGAGAAGUACCAAGGUCAGCAACAUGCCACUUAAAAUUAUGUGAAAAUUCAUGUGACUAUAUUGAGCAUGUUUUAACAAGAAUGCCACUCUAUGUUUUCAGGAAAUGAAGACAAGCAGUUUUUUUGCUAUAAGACCAUCGUUUAUGAUUUGCGUGCCGAAAGUCGCUAUAUUGGGAUUACAGAGAGGAAAAAAAGACACGCUCCAAAAGGUUUUUAUUGAUAAUCUUUAACGCUUUACACCAUUAGUUAUUUCUAUAACAUUUUCCACGUAUCAGUUUAUUGGUGGUCUCUGAUUUGUUAUAAACAGGACAAUCGACCAAUCGAGAUACCAAAGCAUAUUCCUAUGGCGGAUUUUACAAAUCCAGAGGACGAAGGCGUUCACUCAGUGGAUUGUGAACGUGGAACGCUCGUGUUACAUGGCAUGAUCGUGCACUCAGAAGUAAGAAACCAUCAAUACGCGAUGAUUGCAAUGCGGCAAUCUACUUGGUAAGGAGAACAAACAUUGAUGUCUGCUUUAUAUACUUUGGUUUAGAACACCAUAGCCUGGCGCGGUUAUUUUUAAUUUCAGCAUACAUUGCAUGAGGUGUAUAGGAUCUGGAGGCGGGACACCUCUAAGUCAUUAAAAGAACAUGUUAAAGGAAGUUCCUGUCUAAAUAUGAUCACCAUCAGAGAGAAUGAACUCUCUUAAGAUUAGGAAAAUUUUUGUCAGUAACUUCCUGAUUUUAUCUUUCGUAGUUAAGCAUUGGGUAUGAUGGUUAACGUUUCCCUUUCAUAAGUACAGCUCUCCAAAACUAGUCUACUGAUAUUCAUCAGCAGACCGCAUUGAAAAACCUAAAGAAUUUUUAAUUUGUUGAUGCUACAUCAUAACAGCUUAAAGUCGGGCUCAUUUGAUUUUAUAGGAUUGUGCACGAUGGCCUUAAUACGUAUGAAGUAGAAUUGACAACGGAGUUGCUCAAGGACCUCGGCAGAAAAGAUUGCUGCGACUCGUCAGGUUCACCCUUACAUACUUUUAAUUCAUUGCCUGAAAAAGGCGUUUAUUCCAUAAACAAUACAGCCACACUAUGAACCUGUCCCUAGUUACUCUAUUACUGACUACAGUUCUUACCUUUUGUCUGCAGUUACAUUCAUCUAUAUAGAAAGUACCAGUGACCUCGCAAUAAAAAAGCCGCCCCUUCCAGAUAAAAGAGAGCAGAAGGAUAUACUGAAGAGGUAGGUUGGCUACAAAAAAAAAGCCCUCAUGGACAGAAUCCAAAUGGUCCUUUUUCUCACCUUCCUGUUUUUGUUAUAGAUUGGUCUCAAGUGGAAAGGAAGGCCAGAGCGAUGAUGACUGUAUUGAAAUAGAUGACGACAAGGAAGGUAAGUCGAUUAUACUAUGUCUAACUUUAACCGAAAUAUAUAUGCUUUUUGAGGAAAGAAAGCAUGAAAGAAAGAAAGACAAAUAAAUGCUACAUAAAUAAAUAAUGAAUAAAUUAUUAUUAUUAUUAUGCGUGUAUUGUGUACUGAUUUAAUUGCAAAGAUUCUGAUGAUGUCUAUACAGCAUAGUCUGUAGGCAAGCAUGGCUCAUGUCUGUAUGCAAUUAGCACCCUCGCGGAACUAAAAAUGAGUGGGGACUAAUACGCGACUAAGAUCAUUAUCAUUACCACAGUCAGUGGCAGUUUACUGAUUAAAAAAUUUCUCUUGUUUCAUCAGUUGACUAUCAACGAAUUUUUCAUAAAAUGGAAGCGUCUACAAGAGCGUUUGUUGGCUUGGAGCCACUCAAACAACAAUUUUUAAGAUUUGCCAAGACUGCAAUCUUAAAUCAAAAAAGGAAACAGCUUGGUUUCCACGUCGAAGAUAUGAGUUCCUGUUUACAUUUUAUAUUUCAAGGGAAUCCAGGAACUGGAAAGACCACCUUUGCACGCAAAGUUGCAGGUAUUUGUAGCAAUAUUUAAGGUGCAGAAAAUUCAUACAGGCUACUAAUUUUAGGUAUUCGAUUUCAUGAAAAAUACUCAACUUUUCAUCUGACAGCCUUCUGACAGGUAAAUUGCUCUGUAGAGCGACUAAUUUGAAACGACGUAGGUAGUCAGCGCGUUUUUAUCAGCAAAACACCAGACCAUGCAGAAAGUAUUGACAUUCUCAGCAGUGAAAUGUAAAGAAAUACAAGCACUCUCUGAUUGUUUUGUGGGUCUGCCAACUGCUGUUUUUUCAAGUAGGGUUUUUUUGGAACAAAGUUCCAGACCAAGGUGUUUUACGAGUUUCAAAUUAAUCUACUUAUUAAUUGAACAAAAUUUUUCCACUGUCUUUAAUACCACAGAACUGCUGUACAGUAUAAGGAAAAUUAAAAAGAGGAAAGUGGUAGAGGUCCAACGGGGGGACCUCGCUGGUCAGUUUCUGGGGUCAACUGAGCAAAAGACCGCCAACAAAAUAGAGGAGGCAAAAAGGGGCAUUCUUUUCGUACACGAAGCGCACCGGUUAACUCCCAGAAGCUCGGGAAUGGACUACGGGCGUAUCGCCAUCAACCAGCUGAUGGUGGCAAUGGAGAAAGGUGAUCUAGUGAUGAUUUUUGCUGGGUACCCAGCAGAAAUGAAGGACUUUCUAAAUUCAAACCCUGAACUUAAGUCCAGGAUAAAAUAUAAAUUUAAUUUCCCCGACUAUUCCAUCAGCGAACUGGCCACUAUUCUUGAGAACGGAACCGGAGAUAGUGGAUUCCGUUUCGGUGGCGAGACGAGCUUGGUCGAAAUUCUUCAACAAGAAACAACGGUACACAUUCGCAGCAAGCAGAAUGGAAGGCUGGCCAAGAAUAUUGUGGCAGAGGCGGUUAUAAAUUUAAGUAAUCGCCUCUCCUUGAUGGCGUUAUUAAGGCAUGCAGGGCAUUUUGUGAUGUUCCUCACAAAGAUGCUCAAUCUGAAGAACCAGGGAAUACUGCGGCAGAAAAUAACGAAUAAUAUAUUACCGUAA